Messenger RNA from Lethenteron reissneri (Far Eastern brook lamprey), 4905 nucleotides. It is a transcript of the gene TM9SF3, whose product is annotated as transmembrane 9 superfamily member 3. The record is from RefSeq and is a predicted model, not a curated record. Gene Ontology annotation, cellular component: membrane. NCBI's taxonomy places the organism in Eukaryota, Metazoa, Chordata, Hyperoartia, Petromyzontiformes, Petromyzontidae. Gene Ontology annotation, biological process: protein localization to membrane.
UGGCCGCGCCGCCGCCAUAUUGCGGAUGCAGCAGCGAGCGGGAGCGAGGACGCGGGCGGUGCAGCGAUUUAGCAUCAGAGAGCAGCGUCCUCGGCGAUAGUAAUUACAGCAGCAGCAGUAGCAACAACAGUAGCAGCUAUUAGCGAUCCGAGCGGCAACUACCCGCUUCGCUCGGCGUGAGAGUGAGAGUAGCCGCCCCCCCUGCAAUCGUUGACGGCCGCGAGGAGCGCGCCAUGAGGACGUCGCCCCCCCUCGCGCCGGCGCUGGCGCUGCUGCUGCUGCCGCUGCUGUGCGGCCUCGGAGAGGCGGACGAGCACGACCACGAGUACAAGGAUGGCGAUGAGGUGGUGCUGUGGAUGAACACCGUGGGGCCGUACCACAACCGGCAGGAGACCUACAAGUACUUCUCCCUGCCGUUCUGCGUCGGCAACAAGAAGAGCAUAAGCCACUACCAUGAAACACUCGGAGAGGCCCUGCAGGGCACGGAGCUCGAGUUCAGUGGUCUCGACAUCAAGUUCAAAGAGGAUGUUUUUCAAACGACCUACUGCAACAUUGAACUGGACAAGGAGAAACAUAAAUCCUUUGUGUACGCUGUGAAGAAUCACUACUGGUACCAAAUGUACAUCGAUGAUCUUCCUAUCUGGGGCAUCGUCGGCGAGGCGGACGAGAACGCGGAGAGCCAGUACUUGUGGACGUACAAGAAGCUGGAAAUUGGCUACAAAGACAACAAGAUAGUGGAUGUGAACUUGACGAGCGAGUCCAAGGUCAAGCUGGUGCCCAACACCAAGAUCCCGCUAUCUUACUCCGUGAAAUGGAAGAAAUCUGAAGUGAAAUUUGAGAGUCGAUUUGAUAAGUACCUGGACCCUUCCUUCUUCCAACAUCGGAUUCACUGGUUUUCCAUCUUCAACUCGUUCAUGAUGGUGAUUUUCCUGGUGGGGCUGGUGUCCAUGAUCCUCAUGCGCACGCUCAGGAAAGACUAUGCUCGCUACAGCAAAGAGGAGGAGAUUGACGACAUGGAGCGGGACCUGGGCGACGAGUACGGAUGGAAGCAGGUGCACGGAGACGUGUUCCGCCCUGCCACCAACCCCGUCAUGUUCACGGCACUCAUCGGCUCCGGCUCGCAAGUCUUCUUCGUCUCCCUCAUAGUCAUCGUCGUGGCUAUCUUCGGAGACCUCUACACCGAGCGAGGCUCCAUGCUCAGCACGGCCAUCUUUGUUUAUGCCGCCACCUCCCCCGUGAACGGAUACUUUGGAGGGAGCCUCUACUCAAGGCAGGGAGGACGCAAGUGGAUAAAGCAGAUGUUUGUCAGCGCGUUCCUCAUCCCGGCCAUGGUGUGCGGAACCGCCUUCUUCAUCAACUUCAUUGCCAUCUACUACCAUGCGUCUCGAGCGAUACCAUUCGGCACCAUGGUGGCGGUGGCGUGCAUAUGCUUCUUUGUGAUCUUGCCUCUGAACCUGGUGGGGACCAUCUUGGGCAGGAACCUCUCGGGGCAGCCCAACUUCCCGUGCCGUGUGAACGCGGUGCCAAGGCCCAUCCCUGAGAAGAAGUGGUAAGUUGAGAGAGUGGGUUCAUGGAGCCCUGCCGUCAUCGUGUGUCUGGGAGGCAUCCUUCCCUUCGGCUCGAUCUUCAUUGAGAUGUACUUCAUCUUCACGUCGUUCUGGGCGUACAAGAUCUACUACGUCUACGGCUUCAUGCUGCUCGUGCUCGUCAUCCUGUGCAUCGUCACGGUGUGCGUCACCAUCGUGUGCACCUACUUCCUACUCAACGCCGAGGACUACCGCUGGCAAUGGACCAGUUUCCUGGCGGCUGCUUCCACAUCUGCCUAUGUGUACAUGUACUCCAUCUACUACUUCUUCUUUAAAACAAAGAUGUACGGUUUUUUUCAAACCUCGUUUUACUUUGGAUACAUGGCUCUGUUCAGCCUCGCUUUGGGAGUGAUGUGCGGAGCCGUUGGCUACAUGGGAACAAGUGCCUUCGUUCGGAAGAUCUACACCAAUGUGAAGAUAGAUUAAAAUGUGGGAUUGCCCACUGACGCAUCUAGCACCAAAAGAAUUUAAAGUCUCGGCAUUGUACAUCGUAUUGAAAAUUGUUGAUGGUGUGGCGCUAAAAUUGACCUCAUCACAAAAAUCUUGUCACUUUGCUUUUGUCCUGAGGGCUGAUGCAAAAAUGACCGGAUGGUUCACAGAGGAACAUCGUCAGUCAACCAGAAGAAAACCCCCGCAUCUCUUCAGUGAAGAGUGAACCGAGUCGCAGGAACUCUGUACCUAAUUAUUAUCAUCCAGGAGAGAGAGGGAGUAAUCCUAGCAAGAGUAAAUAUCCACCAUUUUAUUAGUUCAUCAUUUGGCAUGCACUGGUCUAACUGUACAAAUAAAACCAUCAAUUUUCCAUACCUAUGAUGUUACUGUAUGUUGUAAACAUGUUUCAGUGGUUGAACUUGACAUUAUUCUAAACAAAGUACUUUUUUGUGCAAAUAUGAGGUCGGGUCAAGAUUUGACUUAACCAUCCUUUUUCUUUUCAUGUUGUGGGCAGAUUUGUUUUGGUAAAGUAUAUAGGUUUUUGUGAUGUGGCUUUUAUUGAUCUCCUUCUGUUGUUCGUGUGAAGCAAAAGAAAAGAGAUAAGGGUUAAUGAUUUAACAUUACAUAAGGGAGUGGGGAUAUAUUUUAAAGGGUGCAUUGAGAAAUAUUGUCAUGUUGGCUUUGCACUGAAUCUGGUUUUGUUUUGUUUUUCGUUUUUUUUAUUACUUGUACGAAUCUGUAUUCAUUUUAAAAUUCACAGUUACGUCAUGCGACAUCAGUACGUUUUGUUAGCCGCACUUCCGUAACGCCCCUGUAAGUGGCCUGCAGUGACCACGUUUCUUGACAACGUUAUUCCUCUUCCGUUAUAGCUUCGCGAUUGGGAACACUCGGUGUGUAGAUGAUAACGGAAACGCAAAAGUAAAAACAUGCUAUCGGGCAAUGAGGCUGUGCCAUAAAGUGAUUACGUUUCUCCAUUGCUUUAUGUAAAUAUUUACGAUAUUGUAGAUGUUCAUCGAUGUUGGUGGGUUGUUGAUUAAGAGUAGAUUACAAUACAUGCAGAAUGGUCCCGUUGUGGUGUGCUGUAUUUAUUUCACCACGUUCGUGAGUGUAACGCAAAAAAACAACAAUCUGAUUUCCAUUUACCCUUCAUGACUUAAUGUUACCAACAUGUUAUUGGUACAUUGCACUGCUCCUUAAUCAUGCUGCAUAUGGUAUCACGCAUAUUGGAACUCAAUGGAAUUAAAUCUCUUCGAUUCCACAAUAAAAAAACAAUAUAUCAUUGAUUUGGAAUAUGUAUAGCUGCUGUUAAGAUAAUUAGUUGUGUGGUCAUGCCAUGCAUGCAAUGAGGGUGGUUUACGGGGUGGGUAAAGUGCAGUACUGGCUGUGGCGGUAAUGUACUUGCAUUUCUUACAAAGCCACGUGCUGUUGAAUACCCGACCAGUGCAGAGCUAACGUGCAUUUGUUCUGGCCCUACAUGAUAGGGAGCGCCAGUGUUUUUGACUUUGGAACAAUUUGGCUCACAACCACAUCUAUUUCAUCUCUAAUGGAGCAUUUGAUUUAGCCUUGGUUUUACGGUGUGCGUGUCAGGAAGUGGUUAUUUAAAUGUUACUUUUUUAAUAAGAGUUAUUUUUUAAGAAAUUUCACAUUUCUUGUUAGGCAGUUGGGGGUGGGGUGGGUUGGUGAGGUGGUUGGCGAUAUUAAAAUUUCAAACUUGCAGAAAUGGUCAAAAGAAAACAUCUACCGUUUUACAACAGUGAAUUGUACACUGAACACAUGCACACAGUAAUGCCAAAACUCGUAUUGGCUGGUGCGUGUAGAAUGCUACGGCCCACGUGUACAUUAUUGUUAGGUUCUUGUAACUUAGACACGUAGGAGUUGGCAUGCAAGUUCCCUGGAACGAAGAAUUGUCUGUUUCCAAUGCAACUUCACAUCGUGGGGACUGCAGUAUUUUCAUGCAGAUCCCCGUUUGAAAGGCAGCGCACGUGGAGAGUAAUGGAGCGCUAUGGAUAUGUUUCGGUUUACGUGGGCAGGGUUAAUCAAACGAUUAGGAGUCUUCGUGUGGUCUAACUGGGUGGGGGGCACAUGUUAAAUGCAUUUAUACAACAUCGCGUGAAUUCCCAGGGAUUGAGUCGGCUGAUGUGUUCGAAUAACGCUCACCUCAACUAACCAUCAUUGAGUCAACAAGACCGUGCGAACAACGUGGAAUGAGCAACCUCCCUUCAGAGUUGAAUUGACCAGUAACUGAUCUGUGUGCUGUAAAUUGUAUUGUGUGCGCGCGCGUGUGUGUAUAAAACACCUACAACGGUAGCGUGUUCACGUUGGCUGGCAUCCUAUAAUCGUUGCGGCCGCAGUUCAUUCCCUUGCCAUACCCCGAGGCAAUGUGUGACGAACCUGAAUUCUCCAGGCUUGCAUCGGAUUCCGAAGCUGCAAAACAAACUAGUACUGUAUAAUUCUGUAUAUAUAGUGGAGUGUGUGUUAGGAUAUACGUACGUAUACAUGUUUAGAGAUGUAUGCACACACACUAUUUGGCACUCGUUUGUAACAUGCGACGAUUGAGCUUUUUAUUUCCCCAUGAAGAGUUUUGUCAACUCCUCUGCCAAGACAUUGAAAAAAAAAAAGUGACGCAUUGGGGUCCGUCUGGAUCUUUGGAGCAUUGGAUGUGAUGAUGCUAUUCAGUCAGAUUGUACAAUGGGUCAAGGUCCUUAUUAAUCGAAUAGAGAGGUACGGGCCAGCAUGUUUGGCAGAACCUCUUAACUGGGAGUCUCAUUUAUUGAAGAAAAAAAGAUGUUUCUGCAGAUGGUGGUUAUUCAGCCUUGGGAGAUCAGCUUUGUAUAAAUGAAAAAUACUGUAAUAAUUUAAAAAUAUAUAAUAAAUUCCCAUUUUGGUGUUC